This is a messenger RNA of Striga asiatica, 366 nucleotides long. The record is from the annotation of a GenBank genome assembly. NCBI's taxonomy places the organism in Eukaryota, Viridiplantae, Streptophyta, Magnoliopsida, Lamiales, Orobanchaceae.
AUGAACACAGAGAAAGCCGCCGCGGCCUGCCAGACGAUGCGAUUGUCGGACUGGUCGGGGAUGGCCGCCAUCACGGUGUUGAUUCCGGCCGCCACCACUACCCCAACCGCGUCGGCCUUCCAGUCUCGACGUCUCAGCCCCAAAUCACGCUCUCUUACCCACCAGGCGAGGUUGGCAAGGCACAAAACGAUGGGAAAGACGGACACGGUGACUAUAUUAGCCGUCUCCUCCUCCUUCCACGGCAAGUACGCAGCACAUAUGGCAGCCGAUAGGGCGCAGACGGCCGCCAAAGCAAAGUUUCGUGCAAUUCUAAAUUUGGUUGUUGCCGCCUUAUUAGUGUUCUCAAUGAUGACUAUAAGUCUAUAA